Molecule: messenger RNA, 1418 nt
Organism: Euleptes europaea (tarantolino)
Lineage: Eukaryota; Metazoa; Chordata; Lepidosauria; Squamata; Sphaerodactylidae
Gene: GLT8D2
Product: glycosyltransferase 8 domain containing 2
Exons: 10
Coding region: 326-1381 (351 amino acids)
Cellular component (GO): Golgi apparatus
Molecular function (GO): glycosyltransferase activity
Source: RefSeq, a predicted model, not a curated record
CCACCAGGCAAUGUCUGCAUUCUGUGCAGCUCCAGAGUAGCUGAAAGGAAGGAAACCUGCUUUAAGUAAACCACAAGAGAAUUUUAAAAGACAUUUUCCUAUCAAAGUAUGUCUGUAGGGACCACGGAGGACUUUCAAGUCUCUCGCCUGCAGGAUUUCAAUAGUGAUCUCACGAGAGAUCCAGUUUUGGCAUGAGUAUUUUUUUUUGUACUGGACCAUCCAGCAACCAAGAGCAGCUGCCUUGCAGUUAUUUUUCUGGAGAAAGAAAUCCUAAUUGUUGUUCUGCAUUUGAGAGCAACAGGUCGCAACCAUACGAAAAGGACACAUGGCUGUACUGCGAAAAAUUAAUCAGAUUCUACUCUUCCUACUUGUUUUGACUGUUUGUGUCAUCCUUUAUAAUAAAGUUCACAAGAUGCCAUCUACCUUGCUAAAGAAUGAACCAGAUGACUUGGAGAGCCCCGAGGAAAUGGAAGAAGACAUUCCUGUGGUGAUAUGUGCUGCAGCAGGACGAAUGGGCGCAGCCGUCGCAGCCAUCAACAGCAUUUACAGCAACUCUGAUUCUAACAUCUUGUUCUAUAUCGUUGGCUUAAAGAACAGCAUCCCACAUAUCAGAAAAUGGAUCAAAAAUUCCAAACUGAAAGAUAUAAAGUUUAAAAUUGUGGAAUUUAACCCCAUGGUGCUAAAAGGGAAAAUGCGACCAGAUGCAGCUCGUCCUGAGUUACUUCAACCACUGAACUUCGUUCGAUUUUACCUUCCUCUCCUUAUCCAUGAACAUGAGAAAGUGAUCUAUCUUGAUGAUGAUGUAAUUGUCCAAGGUGACAUUCAAGAACUGUAUGACACAAAUCUUGCCCCUGGCCAUGCUGCAGCUUUUUCAGAUGACUGCGAUCUGCCUUCUACUCAUGAAAUGGUCAGAAGUGUAGGAAUGCAGAACACCUAUAUGGGAUUCCUAGACUACCGGAAGCAAACAAUUCGUGAUCUUGGCAUUAGCCCCAGCACCUGCUCCUUCAAUCCUGGUGUCUUUGUUGCUAACAUGACGGCAUGGAAGCACCAACGAGUUACAAAGCAGUUAGAGAAAUGGAUGCAAAAAAAUGUUGUAGAAAACCUUUACAGCAGCAGUCUUGCAGGAGGUGUGGCCACUCCCCCGAUGCUCAUUGUAUUCCAUGGAAAAUAUUCACCGCUUACUCCUCUAUGGCAUAUUCGCCAUCUAGGCUGGAGUCCUGAUGCCAGGUACUCGGAACAGUUUCUUCACGAAGCCAAGUUACUUCACUGGAAUGGAAGAUAUAAGCCUUGGGACUACCCUAGUAUUCAUACUGACCUUUGGGAAAAGUGGUUUGUCCCCGAUCCUUCAGGGACAUUUAAACUGAUUCGUCCUAAUAGCUGAUGCCAUUGUUUACAAUUUAAGGCAUCUGAGUCAUUAU